GCGUCCGUGGAUGUGGAUAUGAUGACGCCGACCGCCUCUCUUCUUCUCUCCCCUCUAGCACGCUAGAAUUCUCCUCUUCCUCUUUCUCUCUCAAGCACAUAAUAUGCUUCCGGUGCACAGAUAGCUACGGCGGCGAGUAUGUUGCGGUGGUAUCUAGCAUCCACGCCAGCGGAAUGCCGAUGACAUGCUCCGCGUGCAUCUGCGCCCCUGUUCCAACUUCCAAGUACCGCUGGGCCUGGCUAGCUAGCUUGGGCAUAUGGUCCGCGUUUCAUGACCUUCAUGAGCUGUUCCGCGGCCAUCUCCGACGGCAUUCCGCUGCGCUUCCCCAUAGAGGGAAGCAGGACCCUCUGCGGCGGCCUUGGAGGUGUCUGCGCGCGAGGGGUGCUCGCUCUCGGUUCCCACAGGAGUAACAGGAGUAGGAGGGCGAGGCACAGGCACGCGACGGUCUUCGCGAGGAGGAGGAGGAGGCGGCGGCCCAGCAAGUGGCAGCGGCCGUGGUGGAAGACCUUCUUCUCGGACUGGAACGAAGACGACGAGAGUCUGGACGGGUGGAGGGAGGAGGACGAGCUGCUUCAGGAGAUUGGCAGCGACAAGGGGCUGUCGGAGGAUGAAAAGUUCAAGACGUGGACGAGAAAGGCCGAAGCGAUUGUUGAUCUGCGCGAGGCCCAGCAGGAUGCGGUGAACGCCGAGGAGCGGUCGUGGGAAAAUUGGAUCGGUGGUGGCGGCGGCACGUCGGGGACUGGAGGCGGUGGGGAGGCCAGCUUGUUGGACCAGAUCACUGAUGACCCUGCAGAGAUUGUGAGGGAUAAGAGCGUUUUUGAGGUUUUCAGAGGUUCCAUCGAUGAGGAUUAUGAGGACAUGUUGUUCGAAGAUCGAGUGUUCAUGUACGCCUCAACAAACUCGGCUAAAUUUCUAGCAUUGCUGAUUGUGGUUCCGUGGGUCAUAGAUUUUAUAGUCCAUGACUAUGUUAUGAUGCCCUUUCUAGAGAGGUAUGUCCAGAAAGUGCCACUUGCAGCGGAGUUACUUGAUGUAAGGCGCACCCAGAAGCUGCAGAUGGUUAAAGCCCUAAAGAUUGAAAAGGCAAGAUACCGUCUUGAAGUAGAGAUUGGCAAAUCUCCUCCACUUUCUGAUGAGGAGGUCUGGUAUGAGCUGCGGGAAAAAGCGAUAGAGUUGAGGGAUGAUUGGAGGCUAGAGAAUCGAAAUGCUUUCGCAAAUAUAUGGUCUGAUACGGUUUAUGGGAUUGUUCUAUUUCUUCUUAUGUGCUUCAAUCAGAGCAAAGUCGCAAUGCUGAAGUUCACAGGAUAUAAGUUGCUAAAUAACAUUUCAGACAGUGGGAAGGCCUUUCUUAUUAUUUUAGUAUCUGACAUCCUUCUAGGGUACCAUUCAGAGUCAGGUUGGCAUACAUUGGUAGAAGUUAUUCUCGAGCAUUACGGUUUUGAAGCUGAUGAAGCGGCGGUCACAUUUUUUGUUUGUCUGGUUCCAGUUGCUUUGGAUGUGUACAUAAAAUUUUGGGUAUACAAAUACCUUCCAAGGUUAUCACCCAGUGUGGGCAACGUUCUGGAUGAAAUAAAGCGUCAUUAGAGAUUUUUUGCCUUAGAAAUUCACUAUGAUCUGCAGCAAUUCACUCCUCGUUUGUCCCUUUCAGUCUUGGGUCUGUCAUUUAUCAUUGGCAAGCAUUUUUUGCCUUGGAAAUUCUUCUGCAUGAAGGCCUAGGGUGGUUGAAAUCUGUCAGUUUAUCUUUUCAGGAUGUCCAGAGCUGUUAGAACUGAAACCUGUCAACAUCUUGAAGGCUUCAGAAAAUAGAGGCAAACAGAGUUGCAGGGUCCUGAAACCGAGACGUCCUAUCAAUUUAUGUUGAUAGGCCUAGGGUGGUAUUAUAUAGUGAUGGGUAUUUUUCACCGACUCCACCGGUGGAGUUUACUAGCAGCAACUUGAGGCAAAAAUAUCUCUUGUUUACAUGGUUUUAUCUCUUGUAAAAUAAGAAGUUGGAUGAUUUUGCGCGAAAUGAGACGGAACGUGCUGACGGUCGUCUGUUCUGAUGACCAACCAAGCAAAUGGCAGGACAGGGACAACUCCCAGCAAUGUUUCCCUUCCCUAUCACUGAUUAUGGUGUUUGUUCUACUAUGUAGUGACAAGUUUUUUUUUUGUUUGUUAUUUCUUUUAGUUGCCUUCUUGUAUGAUUGAGACUUUGCUUUUGGGAUCUGAACUGACGAUUAGCUGAUUGUAUUGAAUUUGCUUUGCUA
This is a messenger RNA of Zea mays, 2243 nucleotides long. RefSeq lists its product as uncharacterized. Lineage: Eukaryota; Viridiplantae; Streptophyta; Magnoliopsida; Poales; Poaceae. The transcript has 7 exons. Gene Ontology annotation, cellular component: membrane. The record is from RefSeq and is a predicted model, not a curated record. The coding region runs from base 271 to 1581 and encodes 436 amino acids.